Molecule: messenger RNA, 1734 nt
Organism: Chaetomium fimeti
Lineage: Eukaryota; Fungi; Ascomycota; Sordariomycetes; Sordariales; Chaetomiaceae
Exons: 2
Coding region: 1-1734 (577 amino acids)
Biological process (GO): negative regulation of transcription by RNA polymerase II; regulation of nitrogen utilization; mitochondria-nucleus signaling pathway
Cellular component (GO): cytoplasm
Source: RefSeq, a predicted model, not a curated record
AUGCCCAUGUCAUUAGAGGCACCAGUCCUCCAGGUGGACGCAAAUGUGAUUCACAAGGUCGACACAACAAACCCUGCAAACCUUUUUAGCAUGUGGACUGUCUUUGCAAGGUGUCGUGACUCAGUCGCUCAAGGGCGGCGGCUUGAGAAUCUGAGCUGGCGCUUGUGGAACAGGGAAACAUUUUGCUGCGAAGGCGAGGAGCUGCUUAUUUCCUCUUGCGCUACCAGCCAACCGCGGGAUAUCCAAUAUCCGCGUGAGACGGCCGUGGAGGACCUCCCGCAACUUUCUGGCAGCGUUGAUUCAGUCGCCGACGAGGAGGCGGUCGAUAUGAGCACAGACACCACACCGGUCGACAUUGUACGACCGAGGAUACAGAGGCAGGAUUCGUGUGCUAGCAGCCGGAGUCGUGGACGGGAACGCCAUAUCACUUCGGAUGAGCUGGAGAAGAUGGUUGUCUCUAUCAUGGAGGCCAAACAGCCACUCAAUGCCCCCCUUCCCAGCAUCCCACGCUCCCCAUCCAGUGAGAGCAGCGUGGUCGAGCCAGAACAAUCAGGAUCGGCCACUUCAGAGUCGCCAUGCGAAACCUCGGAGGAUGCCUUGACCGAUUUGCCCCCCUCGCAACAAACCCCGGAGCCAGAGCAGGAGGCGCAACCCCGUACUAUCGUUACCCGUGGUUUCUCGCCAUCCCCGAUCCCCGUGAGCCAAAUGGCGUUGGCGGCAUCCAAGGUUCCGUCGCCAUGCGCCAUCCCUGAGCCCACUGGUUCACCGGCGCCGAAGGUCAUUCUCCCGAAGAAGCAGCAAGCAAAGUUUGCGCUUGGUGGCUCCUCGGGAUCAGACGAAGAGUCCUUUAAGGACCGUGAUCUGGAGACGAGAAAGCUUGCCGUCCGGCCCGGAAACAAGAUGUUCCAGCUCGGAGGCUCUUCCGGAGACGACUCUCCUCAGUCCGCGUCGCAAUUGCAAAGGGCCGUCGCAACGAGCAAUGGGCAAAAGAAGACGGCUUCGUUCAACAACCAAGUCGUCACACAGACUUUCACGUCCUCUGCCAUUAGCGAUACCGAGGACGACUACCUGGACGAGAGCGCCAUUGACGACGACGAUGAAGAUUGGGAGGAGGAGGAGGCCGAGGAGACGGGCAGCUCGAUGGGCGAGGACAAGAUCCACUUCAGACGCGUCGAUUCGUCUGCAAACCUCCCAUCCCGGCGGUCGCUCAUCACCCUCAUGCUCGCGCAUAACGACCGGACUCAAAGGCUCGGCAAUGUGGCGUCGCAGUCGACCUCGGCCCUUCCUCGCACCAGGGCAUCUCUCAAUGGCCCGUCUUUGGUUGCCUCCCCGAACGACUCGGAUGAGGCCCCGUUGAUGAUGAAGAGGGGCACCGCGCGCGCCCCGCCGAUGCGCCCCAUCAACGAAGUUCCUCGUUCCGCCGCACAGCCCAUCAACGUCAAUGCUUCAGGCAUGCAACACCACGCAGCCCUCUCGCCGCGCACCACCCGGCGCAACAUGCUCUCGACCGAGCUGACCGAGUCCCUGCGAAGGGGUCUUCUUCGCGAGCGGUCCCAGAAGGCCUCGACGGCCAAUGCAGUCCUCAAGCGCCGGCACACGUCGACCGAUGUUGCGAACCUGAAACAGUAUCCCGAGAAGCCCUUCAUGAAGAAGGAAAAGGACGUGGAUACCGACCCAACCAGCUGGGAUAAAUACUUCCAGAACCCUUUUGCAGGAUAUGCGCAAGCCUGGUAA